Leptosia nina is the source of this 1767-nucleotide messenger RNA. NCBI's taxonomy places the organism in Eukaryota, Metazoa, Arthropoda, Insecta, Lepidoptera, Pieridae. The record is from the annotation of a GenBank genome assembly.
AUGCAUUUGACGCUGGAUCCGAGGCGAUUAGCCGGACGUGUGUUCCCGAUAGUCAGCUGGUCGAGGAGUUACGAGCUGCGAACAGGGAUCGGGGAUCUAAUAGCCGGGAUAACGGUGGCGCUUACGCUGAUACCUCAGUCCAUAGCGUAUGCUUCGCUGGCGGGAUUUGAACCGCAGUAUGGUCUCUACGCUUCCUUCGUUGGUGGAUUUGUCUACGCUAUAAUGGGCACAGUUCCACAAAUUAAUAUUGGACCCACUGCGCUCCUAUCUCUCCUUACCUUCACUUAUACUAAUGGGACGAACCCCGAUUUUGCAGUGCUGCUAUGUUUUGUUGGUGGAAUCGUUACGUUGAUCGCUGGAGUUUGUCAACUUGGGUUCCUCGUGGAAUUCGUAUCAACGCCAGUAGUAUCCGGAUUUACGUCUGCCGCCGCGAUUACGAUAGCGUCUUCGCAAAUAAAGGGUCUCCUGGGACUAAGCUUCGACGCUGAGACCUUUAUAUCGACCUGGCGCGGUGUCUUCCAUAAUAUAACGAACACGAGGCUCCAGGAUACGCUUCUCGGGUUGUCUAGCUGUAUCGUGUUGAUGGGAAUGAAGGCUCUCAAAGAUAUUCGUCUCAAAGAGCCGAAGGACGAGAAGAGUCGUCGCAACACAACUAUACUUCAAAGAACUCUCUGGUUCGCUGGUACGCACCCCUUCAUUUUAACUGGUCACAUAACACCUGGGUUACCGUAUCCACGUUUACCACCAUUCCACUCCACAAUUGGUAAUACAACAGUGAGCGCUGUCGGAAUGUUUUCGAAACUUGGCAGUGGACUGUUGGUCGUCCCACUAGUGGGAGUCAUCUCCAACGUCGCAAUAGCUAAAGCCUUUUCGAAAGGCAAAACGUUGGACGCGACUCAAGAAAUCGUCGCGUUAGGUAUCUGCAACAUUAUUGGAGCUUUCUUCAGCUCUUUCCCAGUGAACGGAUCGUUCACACGGAGUGCUGUAAGCGACGCGUCGGGGGUUAGAACACCUGCCGCAGGAUUCUAUACUGGUGUCAUCGUUUUGCUGACUUUGGGCCUUCUCACACCAUAUUUCUACUUCAUCCCGCGAGCGGCUCUCUCUGCAGUCAUUAUGUGCGCUGUCUUGCAUAUGGUGGAUCUGGAAAUAAUCAAGAAGUUAUGGAAGACUAAUAGGCUGGACCUAAUACCGUUAGUGGGAACAUUCAUCAGCUGUCUCCUGCUGGGAAUAGAAGUGGGCUUGGGCUGCGGAGUCGCCAUUGACGUACUGCUGCUACUCUACUAUCAGUCGCGCCCGACGCUCGAUACACGAUAUGUUAACGAUGGAAUUCUCCCACCGCACUACGAGAUGCAUCCUCUUGGUGGACUCCACUUUGCGAGUGCUGAAAGGGUUCGUUCCUCGUUAAUAUCGCUGAAAAACAGCAAGGACAAAGAAUCAAGUGCCGUGGAGAUUGUGACAGUUCCCGCUCAUUUACAAAAUGGCGCCGCGGGAAUUGAACCACCCAGGCUGUCGCCUAAUCUCCUCGUCAUCUAUUGCGACUCUGUCAACCGACUGGACUAUACAUUUUUGCAGAGCAUCAAAAUGCUGGUACAGGAGUGGUCGCGCGGCGGUCACGUAGUGUGGUGCGAUGCUAAACCGUUAAUUAAGGAACAGUUGGAAAAUGUUCUGCCGGAACCCUUGUUCUGUACUAACGAGCAGUUAGCAACUCUGUUAAUAGGUUUAUCAACAUUAACACAAGCUGGCAACAUCAACGAUACUCACUUAUAA